UUUUAUAUUAACCUGGUCUACGGUGUACUCGUUGUAUUGGAAGACGGAAGCAAAGAUGGAUGGUGUCGAUGCCUCAGAGUCCCAGUGGUUGGUCCAGCUGGCCGCGAUGCGCGAGGCCAUUGCAGAUUUGAAGCUUCCCAAGGACCCCGCCCCAGAGCAGCUUACUUAUGGCAGCGAUCUGGAGUUGGACCUGGAUGACGACUAUUCGUCCCCCGGAACGGUCGAUGAUAUCUGGGAUGUGAUCAGUUCCGACGACGAGACCAGCGAUGACCUUGACGAUAUCAACGGUGUACCUCUCCCCUUCACGACGGGCUAUGAUCAGUUUUGGUUGGAAGAGAAAUGCUAUGGUUUAGCUGCACGACAAGCCCUUGAUCCGGCGGAUAUUGCGCAGCAAAUCACUGCAGUACUUGCGUCGGACAGCGGCGAUGAUGAGCUACAAAUGUCCUUGGCUGAGGUAGUCGGAUUUGAUGACCUGGAAUUGGUCAUAGAGUUGAUCGCCCACCGGGGAGAGAUUCUAGCAAGUAAAGAUAAGGGACUUCAGGCUCAGACGGAUGGGUUGGCAGCAGGAAAACUCCAAACCAAGGCAGAGCGAGAGCAGGCUCUACGGCAACAGGACUACGAGCAUAAGAACGCCGCCUUACAACCGGCCCAGACGAGAUCGGAACCGAAAUAUCCCCACGUUUUUAAGCAGCACGACUCGCGAAAUACCCUGGCUUUCGGAGGAAAGAGGUACGGGCUGCCGCUGGGAAGCGAGCAAUCCGAGGAGAAAAAUUAUACCGAAAUCAGCGUGCCGGCGUCUAAAGUAGGCACAUUGGGAGUCAACCAGAAGCUUGUGCAGAUUACAAGCUUGGAUGGACUAUGCCAGGGUACCUUCAAAGGAUAUAAGACCCUGAAUCGGAUGCAAAGCUUGCUUUACGAUGUAGCCUACAAAACGAAUGAGAACAUGCUCAUCUGCGCUCCCACCGGUGCAGGUAAAACUGAUGCCGCCAUGUUGACCAUCUUGAGCGCGAUUGGCAAAAAUACAGUCCCUAACCCAGCCGAGGAACCAACUGCGACUGAAUUCACUGUCCAGGUGGAUGAUUUCAAGAUCGUCUAUGUCGCACCGAUGAAGGCGCUGGCGGCUGAAGUCACGGAAAAACUUGGCAAACGACUUGCCUGGCUGGGAGUCAAGGCCCGUGAACUUACUGGAGAUAUGCAGUUAUCGAAACGGGAGAUCAUGGAGACCCAAAUUAUUGUGACAACCCCUGAAAAAUGGGACGUUGUGACACGGAAGAGCACGGGAGAUACUGAGCUGGUCCAAAAGGUGCGACUGUUGAUUAUCGAUGAAGUUCACAUGCUUCAUGAUGAACGUGGUGCAGUUAUAGAGUCAUUGGUAGCUCGGACCCAGAGACAAGUUGAAAGUACACAGUCUCUUAUCCGUAUAGUUGGUCUAUCCGCCACUUUACCAAACUAUAUUGAUGUCGCCGAUUUCCUUAAAGUCAAUAAAAUGGCCGGUCUCUUCUAUUUCGACCAGUCGUUCCGACCCGUGCCUCUCGAGCAGCAUUUCCUUGGUGUGAAAGGCAAACCGGGUUCCAAGCAAUCGCGCGAGAACUUGGAUGUGGUCUCUUUUGAAAAGGUGCGCGCCAUGCUGGAACAAGGGCAUCAAGUCAUGGUUUUCGUGCAUUCUAGAAAAGAUACAGUUUUGACCGCUCGCAUGUUGCGGCAAUUGGCCAUUGAAGAUGGUUGCGAGCAUCUUUUCAGCUGUCAGGAACACGAAGACUAUUCAACAGCCCUCAGGGACAUGAAGCAUGCUCGUGCGAAGGAACUGAGGGACCUCUUUGCCAGUGGCUUUGGUGCUCAUCAUGCAGGAAUGAGUCGGAGCGACCGUAACCUGAUGGAACGCUUGUUUGGCGAAGGUCUGAUCAAGGUCCUCUGCUGUACGGCCACCCUUGCUUGGGGUGUCAACCUUCCGGCUGCCGCUGUGAUCAUCAAAGGAACGCAGUUGUAUAACCCGCAAGAGGGUAAAUUCGUUGAUCUCGGAAUCCUCGAUGUCAUGCAGAUCUUUGGUCGUGCUGGUCGUCCGCAAUUCCAAGACACGGGUAUUGGUUUCAUCUGUACGACGCAUGAUAAGUUGAACCAUUAUCUCUCGGCCGUUACCUCGCAGCAACCCAUCGAGUCUCGUUUCUCUAGCAGGCUUGUUGACAAUCUGAACGCCGAGAUCUCGCUUGGUACCGUCACUUCCGUUGCUGAAGCAGUUCAGUGGCUGGGAUACUCCUACCUGUUUGUACGCAUGAAACGUGAGCCUCGCAACUAUGGUAUCGAAUAUGAGGAGUUGCUGGACGAUCCUAUGUUGGUUCAAAGGCGCCGCCAGUUGAUUAUUCAAGCUGCGCAGGUUCUUCAGAGGAGCCAGAUGAUUAUUUUCAACGAGAAGACCGAGGAACUUCGAGCGAAAGAUGUCGGGCGUAUUGCAAGCCAGUACUACGUUCUGCAACCUAGUAUCGAGAUUUUCAAUGAGCUUAUGCGCGCCCAAGCAGGUGAAGCCGAUGUGUUGAGGAUGAUCAGUAUGAGCGGUGAAUUCGACAACAUUCAAUCUAGAGACAGCGAGGCGAAGGAGCUUAUCAAAUUGCGCGAUGAGUCAAUUGCGACGGAGGUCGCAGAGGGAGUCGACACCCCUCAGGCUAAGACCAACAUCUUGCUCCAGUCUUAUAUCUCCCGCGCACGAAUUGAAGACUUUGCGUUGGUGUCUGACACUGGCUAUGUGGCACAGAAUGCGGCCCGUAUUUGUCGUGCUCUCUUCAUGAUCGCGUUGAAUCGUCGUUGGGGUUAUCAGUGCCAGGUACUGUUGUCCUUGUGCAAGUCUAUUGAGAAACAGGUCUGGCCUUUCGAUCACCCGUUCCAUCAAUUCGACCUGCCCCAGCCAAUUCUUAAGAAUUUGGAUGAGAGGCUGCCUUCUUCGUCCCUCGAGUCGAUGAGGGAGAUGGAAACUGCGGAAUUGGGACAACUUGUUCACAAUCACCGUAUGGGGAAGACUCUGUCCAAACUUAUUGACAACUUCCCGACUCUUAGUGUCGAGGCCGAAAUUGCGCCCUUGAACCGGGAUGUGUUGCGCAUUCGCUUAUUCGUUUACCCUGAGUUCAUGUGGAAUGAUAGACACCACGGUGCUUCCGAAUCUUACUGGAUUUGGGUAGAGAACUCGGAGACAUCGGAGAUCUAUCAUCAUGAGUACUUCAUCCUUAGCCGGAAGAAGUUGCACGACGACCACGAGCUUAACUUUACCAUUCCUUUGUCGGAUCCAUUGCCGAGUCAGAUUUACGUUCGUGCUAUUUCAGACCGAUGGUUGGGCGCAGAGACCGUGUCGCCAAUCUCGUUUCAGCAUCUGAUCCGUCCAGACACGGAGAGCGUGUAUACGGAUCUUCUUAACCUCCAGCCACUGCCAGUAUCGGCUCUAAAGAACACGAUUCUCGAGGAGCUCUAUGGACAGCGUUUCCAAUAUUUCAAUCCCAUGCAAACCCAGAUCUUCCACGUUCUUUACCACACAGCGGCCAACGUCCUUCUCGGAUCACCCACCGGUAGUGGAAAGACCAUUGCCGCAGAACUGGCCAUGUGGUGGGCAUUUAGGGAAAAGCCGGGAUCAAAGGUUGUUUACAUUGCACCGAUGAAGGCACUCGUCCGCGAACGUGUUCAGGACUGGAGGGGUCGUCUCACAGGACCUAUGGGAUUGAAACUGGUCGAGUUAACCGGUGACAACACUCCUGAUACACGAACGAUCAGAGAUGCUGAUAUCAUUAUCACGACUCCUGAAAAGUGGGACGGUAUCUCUCGUAGCUGGCAGACAAGAGAUUAUGUCCGGAAAGUCAGUCUCGUGAUUAUUGAUGAGAUUCACUUGCUGGGUGGUGAUCGAGGUCCGAUUCUGGAGAUCAUUGUGUCUCGUAUGAACUACAUUGCUUCGCAAUCGAAGGGUUCCGUUCGCCUCAUGGGUAUGUCGACUGCCUGCGCUAAUGCGAGCGACUUGGGGAAUUGGUUGGGAGUCAAGGAAGGACUUUUCAACUUCAGACAUUCUGUUCGACCUGUGCCACUCGAAAUCUUCAUCGACGGUUUCCCUCACCAGCGAGGGUUCUGCCCGUUGAUGCAGUCGAUGAAUCGACCCACCUUCCUUGCGAUCAAGAAUCACUCACCCGAAAAGCCGGUCAUCGUUUUCGUUGCAUCUCGGAGACAGACACGGUUGACCGCGAAAGAUCUGAUCAACUAUGUUGGAAUGGAAGACGAUCCGCGUCGUUGGGUCCGUAUGUCCGAGGAUGAUCUUGAGUUGAAUCUCGCCAGAGUUAAGGAUGAUAUUCUCCGGGAGGCGCUGAGCUUCGGUAUCGGCCUGCACCAUGCCGGUCUGGUGGAAUCUGACCGUCAGCUUUCUGAGGAACUAUUCGCAAACAACAAGAUUCAAGUUCUCGUGGCAACUAGUACACUUGCAUGGGGUGUCAACCUUCCCGCUCAUCUUGUCGUGGUCAAGGGAACGCAGUAUUUCGACGCGAAGAUCGAAGGGUACAAGGACAUGGACUUGACAGAUGUCCUGCAGAUGCUUGGUCGUGCGGGACGUCCGCAGUUCGACUCGUCUGGUAUUGCUCGCAUUUUCACGCAGGACUCGAAGAAGGCGUUCUACAAGCACUUCCUGCAUACUGGAUUCCCCGUCGAGUCUACUCUGCACAAGGUGUUAGAUAACCACUUGGGAGCCGAAGUUUCUGCUGGAACCAUCACGACGAAGCAAGAUGCUCUUGACUACCUGACUUGGACGUUCUUCUUCCGUCGACUGCACAAGAACCCGUCAUACUACGGUCUCGAGCUCUCCGCGGAAGAACACAACACUAUGGCCGCCCAGGCUAUAGCGCAAGAUUUCAUGAUCGAACUGGUUGACAAGUCUCUUGGCGAUCUGGCAGAGUCAUCAUGUGUGGUCUUCGACUCCAACACAGGUGAAGUCGACGCUACUCCAUUCGGCAAGAUCAUGAGUUACUACUACCUGUCUCACAAGACCGUUCGAUACCUCAUGACACACGCGAAGCCCAACCCCACAUUCCAGGACGUGUUGAGUUGGAUGUGCUCAGCGACCGAAUUCGAUGAGCUGCCCGUCCGACAUAACGAGGACCUAAUCAACGCAGAACUAGCCCGCAAUCUGCCCCUGACCGUCGAGUCGAUGGGUGACCUUCCCAUGUGGGAUCCCCACGUCAAGGCCUUCCUGCUGCUCCAGGCAUACAUGUCCAGGAUCGACCUCCCGAUUUCCGAUUACGUCGGUGACCAGACCUCUGUCCUGGACCAGGGUAUCCGUAUCAUUCAAGCCUCCAUCGACACGAUGGCGGAACUGGGCUACCUUCCCGCAUGCCGGAUGCUAGUUACUCUGCUGCAGUGCAUCAAGUCAGCCCGCUGGCCCGAGGACAACCCGCUCUCGAUUCUUCCGGGCAUCGACGUCGGCGAGAAACCUCACCGUGCCAUUCCGAAGUCCCUUGUUGCUCUCUCUUCCCUCCCCGCGGGUGCUGUCAGCUCGUUGAUCAAGGAGGCAAGACUCCCAGGCGCACAGUUCAACAAGGCUGGAUCAUUCUUGCCGCAACUCUCGCUAUCUAUCUCGAGGGUGUCGUCGACUGGUAUCACUGUCUCCCUGAACCGCCGCAAACGCCACCCAGACUCUGACUUUAGAAUCUACGCCCCCAAAUUCCCCAAGCCUCAAACAGAAGGUUACUUCCUCAUCGUCUCCACCGCUACACCAAACGGUAAAGACGGCGAACUCCUCGCCUUGAAGCGUGUAUCGUGGCCUCCCCAGAAUGGAUACGGCUCUAGAUCUGGAAAUGCCCAGGGCAGCAGCAAGAAUAACAACGACAACCGCAACAAGAACAACAAUGGACCUUUCGUGCGCUCGUCUGUCAAGUUCCCCGAACAGUUGUUGGAGGAGUACAUGGCUUCUGGGAAGGGAGUUAAUGUGAGGGUUAUUAGUGAUUCGUAUUUGGGGAUGGAGUGGAGUCUUGAGAAUGUGGAGGUUAAGUUGGAUUCGGGGAAGGGGAAGCAGGUUGUUGAGGAGCCGAGUGUUCCUGAGAAGGCUUGAUAGUUAAGGUCAUAGAUUUAUGUAUUGAUUCGAUGCGGUAGAGUGCAGAAAUAUAUCUGUGGUUUUGCUUUGUGA
Molecule: messenger RNA, 6136 nt
Organism: Aspergillus glaucus CBS 516.65
Lineage: Eukaryota; Fungi; Ascomycota; Eurotiomycetes; Eurotiales; Aspergillaceae
Product: RNA helicase SLH1
Exons: 1
Coding region: 56-6061 (2001 amino acids)
Molecular function (GO): ATP binding; ATP hydrolysis activity; nucleic acid binding
Source: RefSeq, a predicted model, not a curated record